UUCACAAAGUCCAAUCAACCAGCCAUGAUGGACCUUGAUGAGUCCCUUCGGGCAAUUUACUUUGCUCCCGUUGCCCUGGUGGUGUUGGAUCACAACCGGUACAUUCGCAUGCUCAAUCGCCCAGCUGAAGCCUUGUUGGAUACAAACGCCCAAGGCAGCGUAGGGCAUCAUCUUCACGAUUGGGUCCUGCCCACGUUUCGGCAAGGUUUCACGCAGGCUCUGAAUGAUGCUGCACAGACAAGCUCUUCCAAGACCUGGUCACUUCCCAUCUUCACGCGGCUCACGUUCACUAAUGGAGUUUCAGAGACAGGAGAGCACCAGAAUGGUGACGUCUUUGCAGUGGAGUGCUCCAUAUCCGCUUGGUACCCAACGGACCAGAUGUUCGUCGAUCCGCCCUCGGGACAAGAUGUCUUUGGCAUUUCUGGCGAAGAAAUAAGCCCGGCGAUGAGUCCGACAUCGCCCACGUCUCCCUAUGGAGUAAAGGGACGGUUUGCUGGGUCGCGCAUGCCAGCUACGACUAGCCACCUCUUGCACGAAGCUUACUACACCAUCUCGCUGUCUCCUGUGCAGACGCGAGAGCGGAGAGGCAGUCCUUCCGAUGCCAGAAUGUGCACUGCUGAUGUGUUGAGAGAUUCCAUUCUACACACUCUGGACACGCCAAUCAUGGCGCUCUCGCGGGAUGGCAAUACUGUCAUUCGUAAUCUGGCUUGUGACGAGACGCUCAAGUAUUAUCAGAAGAAAGAGAAGGACGUCAAAGCUCAAGCAGAGGAGGCGGCAAAGGUAGUGCCCGACGCUCAAGCCGAGGAGCCCGCAGUGGAUCUGUCUUGGCUAACAAGUACAAUGAAUUGCUUCUCCGAAGACUUUUCGGAACCUUUCCCUCCUCAUAAGUUCCCCAUCUACAGAGCAGCCGUUCUGGGCGAAAGGCCGCCGCCAGUCAACGUUGGCUGUGUGGCCACCGAUACGGGAAUACGGAGGGUCUUGAGAGUAGAGGGUCAGCCGAUUCGCGAUGCUGGUGGUUUCGGUGAGCACAUUGGUGGCAUGAUCCAGAUUCAGGACAUCACCGAUGAGAUCGAGUCGAGAAAGCAAGCCAUCAAGAAGGAAGGUCAGGAGUACUUUCAGAUGGUCUGUGAGAGGCUGUCCCAAUUGGUAUGGGUGACUGACCCCAAUGGGUAUCACGAGUGGUUCAACCAGACUUGGUACGACUACACCGGAGCUACUCCCGAGCAGUGCUUGGGUAUUGGAUGGGCUGGCAUCUUCCAUCCGGAGGAUAUUCCCGAGACGAGCCGUCGAUGGUCACAUUCCCUGCGCACCGGAGAGCUCUACAGCGUAGAGUACCGAUGCCGGCGCAAGGAUGGAGUGUAUCGCUGGCAUCUAGGACGAGCACUACCCGUUCGCGAUCCUGAUACCGGCGCCAUCACCAAAUGGUUCGGUACCUGUACCGACAUCAACGAUACCGUCGAAGCUCUAGCGGCCAGCAGACAGAGUCAGGAUCGUCUGGAGAAUGUCAUCAAUCACGCUGCGAUGACUCUUUGGGCAGUCAACACUGAAGGCAUCAUCACCGUUGCAGAGGGCCCUGGAGUCAAGCAAUUGAAGCUCAUAGGUGGGCCCUCGACGCCAGGUGGAUCUGAGAAUGACGGUUCUGGUUCCGGCUCGGGUUCGGGAUCUGGAAACGGGAAUGGAAACGACGGACUACAUCUCCCACGCGGCAGGCACCAAAUGCAAUUGUCCGAAUUCGAUGGCCACAGCGAUGAUACCGGCGCUCGUUCUCCAAGUGCUACCACGCUAUCUCAAACGACGCAAUCGAGAAGUGCUGCACGCAGUAAUAAUCGCAGACACAACCGAAGCAUGCUGGGACAGCCAAUCUACGCUAUUUGGGGAGAAGCGCCGAGACUUUUCAUCGAGCGUGCACUGGCGGGCGAGUCCUGCGUCGACGAAUCUGAGAUUGAAGGACGCUGGUUCCGGACUCAGUACUCGCCAAUUCGCAGCGAGGAUGGUGAUUCCAACAUGGACGGAAUGGGUACGGUCAUUGGUGUUGUCGGUGCUAGUAUGGACAUUACCGACCGCAAGCGUGCCCAGGAACAGAUGGAGCAGUCUCUGAGGGACCGAGCCAAAUCGAAAGCGGCUGAAAGUGCAGCCAAGGAGGCCAGUCGACUGAAGUCAGAAUUCCUGGCCAAUAUGUCGCACGAGAUCAGGACUCCCAUUGCCGGUGUCAUUGGUUUGAGCGAGCUGCUUCUCGACACCAAGUAUCUUACAGCUGAGGCUCGAGACCUCACUGAGAACAUUCAGAGGUCUGCAGAUGCUCUGCUCACCGUCAUCAACGACGUAUUGGACUUCUCAAAGGUCGAGAUCGGAAAGCUUGACAUCGAGAAGACGCCCUUCUCACUGAACCUCGUCUGUCGAGACACCAUCAAGAUGCUGUCGUUUGCUACCGCAAAGAAGGGUCUGGCAUUUAGCGAGGAGUGCGAUCUGCAACAUCAGGGACUGCUACUGGGAGAUGCCGGACGUGUCCGGCAGGUAUUGACGAACCUGCUCACCAAUGCCAUCAAGUUCACAGAAAGUGGCUCGAUCAGCCUCGUUGUCAAGGAGGUGGCUGAAGAGCUCAACACUAUCACUGUCCGUUUCGAUGUGCAGGACACAGGAUGCGGUAUCUCUUCCUCGGCAUUGAAGCGUCUUUUCCAGCCCUUCAGCCAAGCUGAUCCUUCCACCGCCAGGCGCUUUGGAGGGACUGGCUUAGGUCUCACCAUCUGCAAGAAUCUCGUCGAGUUGAUGCAAGGCCAGAUUGGGCUCGAAUCGGAGGAAGGCGUGGGCUCCCGUGCUUGGUUCAGCAUCCCCUUCCAGAAGGCUCAUCAGUCGAUUCACGGUACAGAAAAUGACAUGGCUGCUGAGGGCAAAGUCUCCACACUCGGUGUCAGCAGUGAUCCUCUCCAGAGAGAGAGACAGGACAUCUGGAUCUUGGUGGCAGAAGACAAUGCUAUCAAUGCUCAGAUCGCAUUGAAGACUCUGAAGAAGAUUGGCUUCAAUGCGAGAACGGCCGAAAAUGGGUACGCUGCUUUGGAGGAGCUCGAGAAGAAUCCGUACGACUUGUGCCUUAUGGACUGCAUGAUGCCAGAGUGCGAUGGAUACGAGGCUACCACUCGUCUUCGUCGAUCGCAAAACCCAGAGGUGCGGGCAUUGCCAGUGAUCGCAUUGACCGCGUCGGCAAUCAAGGGUGAUCGCGAACGAGCCCUGGCGGCGGGUAUGAAUGACUACCUGUCGAAGCCAGUGAAGCGGGCUGCAUUGGAGUCGAUGCUCACGAGGUGGUUGUUCGAUGCCUCGGCUCGUCAAGCCCUCUCCAAGUACCUAGCCACCCCUCAAACAGGUGCAGUGGGGCAAAAGACAAGUGACCCCGGGUCGCGGAGGUCUUCCUUCAGCCUCAGCGAUGACGGAAUCGCAGACCUCACCACGGCGAAGAUGGUCGUGUCAGGAAGCAGCUGGUCAACGGCCAGUGGGCAAGACGCGGGAAGAAGAGCCAGCGUAGCCUCGUCCAAAGGCAGUCAAUCGGGGAAGUCGUCGAAUCUGAAACGUCCAAGUACAUCUCAACAAGGUGACUACUUCCCACCUGUAUCACCUGGACCUUCGCCUAGCGCUCCCGCGACAAGCGAGGAUCACCACAUAGAGACUCUCAUGCAAGAAGCAGCCGCUUUGGACUCGCCCUCGCAAGUGGAGAGCGGCUCGACACAGUCGGUGGUCAAGGGUCUGCUAGGCGCUCUUGAGAGGAGCGGUACGGCGAACACGGCUGCGCUAGCGGCAGCAUUGCUACCACGUCGAGGCUCUCAUGAGGGAGUGCCGAGCACAGAGGCGAGACGGUAUGCCAAACGUCCUGCACCCUCGCCACGAGCUCACUCCCACCACGGCCCCGCAAGUUCGGCCUCUUCCUCAGCCAUGGUCACCUUUCAGUCCUCGUCGGGCAUGAGUAGCGGACCAUCGAGUUCUAAGAUGUCAGAUCGAAAAAGUGGCUCCCGUUCACGUAGCGGUAGCCAAGCCUCGGCCGCUUCCGCCGCUUCGCCCAAUUCGAGACCAUCGAGACCUGGUGGAUUAAUGCGGCGCUCCUCGCGAAAUCAAGCUGGCAUGGGAAGAGAUUUGCAACAGGAAUUGUUCAAUGCUGCCGAUGGCUCAUCGGAAGCUCGGAAGUUGGCAAUUACAGAGACGAUUACGCCUCCCGAGGAAGAACCUCCUAAUUUGGAAUUGGAUGAAGAGGGGGAAGAUGAUGAGAUGGCGGAUGGUGAGAAGGAGAAGGCGGAGGAAGAUGAUGGAGGGGAGACUACGCCUUUGGCGGCCUAGGCUAGUCAUGAUGUCCCUCACCUCAAGCACAGAGUCGUCAAGCUUCGAGCCUGCCCUACACACUUAGCCUCACAAAUGCUUCAUUUACGAUCUGGACACGUACUAGAAGCCCACACCAAGACAUUCAGAGGGGGGUCCCCUUUACUACUAUUGCUAGGGACCAUCGCUUUAAUGAGGUAGACGGACCCUUGGGACGACGGAAACAGACACGGACACCUUCAGAGCGCAGAGCGCAGAGCGCCCCGCGCCUUCGUCCUCUGACCUCCCUUUUACUCUCACUGUCAUGACCUAUCCCUUCGCUGCAUAUCUCGUCGGUACGUCUUUACUUCUCCCCUCUCUCCCUUACCC
Molecule: messenger RNA, 4668 nt
Organism: Microstroma glucosiphilum
Lineage: Eukaryota; Fungi; Basidiomycota; Exobasidiomycetes; Microstromatales; Microstromataceae
Exons: 4
Coding region: 25-4320 (1431 amino acids)
Biological process (GO): phosphorelay signal transduction system; phosphorylation
Molecular function (GO): phosphorelay sensor kinase activity; protein binding
Source: RefSeq, a predicted model, not a curated record